AUGCCACACUCCCCAGCAGAAAUCACAAACGAAUUUGAAGUUGUCGAUGACAUUAACUUUGGAUUCUUCGGAGUUGUCUACAAAGUUAGAAGAAUUGGUAAUCGCUAUUUAGCUGACAAUAAAGAUCUAUGCAGUGAAAACGGUUGUAAAAAAAGUAUGGAGAUGCUAAGAGCUGAAAAGAUGUGGAAACAGAAAUUAAAAUUCUUUCUGACUCCCCUAUCCCACUUUUUAUUUUCCUAUGAUCCACAUACAUCCCUGAUAGCCAAUCGACAUUUUUCUAUGGAGGAUACUUCAAUGGCAGAACUACAGGUAAAAAAUUAA
Blepharisma stoltei is the source of this 321-nucleotide messenger RNA. The record is from the annotation of a GenBank genome assembly. Lineage: Eukaryota; Ciliophora; Heterotrichea; Heterotrichida; Blepharismidae.